AUGGGUUCUGAUGAGGAACAUGAAUUAUCUCCCAAACUUCCAUUCAUAGAUUUCUCAUCAGAGCAGCUGAAACCAGGCACUCCCAUCUGGGAUUCCUUGAAACCCCAAAUUCGAGAAGCACUCCAAGAGUACGGCUGCUUCGAGGCAUCCUUGGGAGACGACAGCACGGUUAAUCCUGGCAAGCUUCAGCGUGAUGUUUUCAGUUCAUUGAAAGAGCUUUUCGAUCUGCCUUUGCACACCAAACAGCAGAGUGGCGUUUCUCAGCCGUUUCAACAUGGUUACGCGGCGCCGAAUCCUUUCUACCAGAGCUUUGGAAUGGACGAUCCCAAUUCGCUCGACGCGGUCGAAACCUUCACCAAAACAUUGUGGACCCGUGGAGGAAACCCAAGUUUCAGCAACAACAUUCACUCCAUGGCUGGGGUGGUUUCCGAAUUCGAUCGCACUGUGAGGAGAAUGAUACUCGAGAGUUUUGGGCUUGAGAAAUACAUAGACGAGCAUCUGAGUUCCACAACGUACCAUUUUAGGGUUAUGAAAUACGAAGCCGUCCAACCUCAUGGUGAGACAGAACUUGGGCUACGAGUUCACACGGAUAAGAGUUUCAUGACCAUACUGUGCCAAAACGAGGUUGGGGGGCUGGAGCUUCAAACCAAGAGAGGGGAAUGGGUUAAGUUCAGACCCACUUCUCCUAGUUCCUUCGUUGUUCUCAUCGGUGAUGCUCUUCAUGUAUGGCUGAAUGGUAGGGUACAUUGUCCCAAACACAAAGUUACAUUGCGUCAUUUACAUGAUAAGUCGAGAUACUCUUUUGGACUUUUCACAAUCCCGAAGCCAGGCUAUGUUAUAAAAGCCCCAGAAGAGUUGAUCGACGAGGAACACCCCUUGAGGUUCAAGCCCUUUGCUUAUCAGGAGUAUUUUGGUUUGGCGUACAGCAAGUCUGGGGUAAAAGACGCUUCUAUACUACAUGUGCCAAUGUUUCCUCCACCCAUUGUUACAUCAAAACUCUGA
Molecule: messenger RNA, 1002 nt
Organism: Linum tenue
Lineage: Eukaryota; Viridiplantae; Streptophyta; Magnoliopsida; Malpighiales; Linaceae
Source: the annotation of a GenBank genome assembly